UACCUGUAAUCUAAACCUCUUCUUCUUCGACACCAAAAGCCUCUCUCUUCGAUGGCCACGUUUUGUUUCUGGAUUUCACUACUUAAUGGUAUACUUCUCCAACUCUAAUCUCUAAAGCUCAAAAACAAAGCAACUUAAACUAAACAGGUUAAGCAUACCAACCAUGUCUUUAGCUCCAAGUAGUCACCUUUCUCUCUACUCUUCACCACCAUUGUCAAGAACUAUCCAAACCAAGCAAACCCAACUUCUGUUUUGUCAAACCAACCAUUUUUCAUUCAAGAAACACUCAUUUCUGAGCGCCUCAAACUGUUUCUCACAUACCCUUUGGCUGAAACCAUCGGUUUUGAUAGUAAAAGCAUCUGAAACUGAGUCCCAGAUAUCAGAACAGGAGAGUGGAAGUGAAGGAGGGGAUGGAGAUCAAGAACAGUAUGAAGAGUAUGAGGUGGAAUUGGUGCAGCCAUAUGGGCUGAAAUUUGUCAAGGGCCGAGAUGGUGGGACUUACAUAGAUGCGAUUGGGCAGGGUGGAUCGGCUGACAAGACUGGGAAGUUCACUGUGGGGGAUAAAGUACUUGCCACCAGUGCAAUGUUUGGGACAGACAUAUGGCCUGCAGCUGAAUAUGGAAGGACAAUGUACACCAUUCGCCAAAGAAUCGGGCCAUUGCUCAUGAGAAUGCAGAAGAGAUAUGGGAAGCUAGAGCAGAGAGGUGAAUUAAGUGAAAGGGAAAUUAUUAGAGCUGAGAGGAAUUCUGGAGUAAUAAGUAACAAAGUGAGGGAAAUUCAGUUGCAAAAUGUCCUGAGGAAAAGAGAACAAAAAGAGAGCAGGGAAAAGGAUAUUCGUGAAGGACUACAACUUUACAAGAAUGCCAAAUAUGAGGAAGCAUUAGAAAGGUUUGAGUCUGUGUUGGGAUCAAAACCAGAUCCAGAUGAAGCUUCAGUUGCAAGUUACAAUGUUGCGUGUUGUUAUUCUAAGCUUAAUCAGAUACAAGCUGGCCUCUCUGCGCUUGAAGAUGCCUUGCAAGUAGGAUUUGAAGACUUCAAGAGAAUCCGAACAGAUCCUGACCUUGCCAAUAUCAGAGCAUCGGAGGGUUUCGAGCCUUUAAUGAAAAGAUUUGAUGAGUCAUUUAUCAACGAAAAUGCCAUCAAUGCCAUUAAAUCUUUAUUUGGCAUAUUCAACAAGAAAUAGAGCCUUGAUUUGAUUUGGUUGCAAAUAGGAGUCAAGUUCUCAAUUGCAUGUGAGCUUACAACAAAGCCAAUGGAAGCGUUGACUUAGCCAUGUUUCCAACAAUCAGUUUCUUCUAUGUGAAUUUUUUGCAUAUUGUUAGUUCAAUGUGAUUUUUUAAGGACUGUUGCUUAUCCAAAUUUUCUCUCCAAUCAGAAUAUGUUAAGAUGAUUCUUUGGACCCCA
This is a messenger RNA of Quercus robur (English oak), 1404 nucleotides long. Its product is annotated as protein MET1, chloroplastic. The transcript has 7 exons. The coding region runs from base 164 to 1183 and encodes 339 amino acids. NCBI's taxonomy places the organism in Eukaryota, Viridiplantae, Streptophyta, Magnoliopsida, Fagales, Fagaceae. Gene Ontology annotation, molecular function: protein binding. The record is from RefSeq and is a predicted model, not a curated record.